Molecule: messenger RNA, 1817 nt
Organism: Darwinula stevensoni
Lineage: Eukaryota; Metazoa; Arthropoda; Ostracoda; Podocopida; Darwinulidae
Source: the annotation of a GenBank genome assembly
AUGGAGCGUCUGCAGCAAAUGCGGGAUCGAGAGCGGGAGCGGGAAGGGGGAAGGAGGGAUGGUCUGGCUCUGCAAAUUGUGUGCGGAGGCGAGGGAGUUGUGGAAGAAGUCGGGGGCCUGGUUCUUCAAGACGCUGCCGGCUUAUACCCUUCCUCAGAGCGGGGAAGUCAAGGGUCGGCCUUCCCCUCUUCCUCUUCAGGGCUCGGCGAGGCGACAGGCACCGCCCGCCUGGGCCAGGAACAAAGGAUUAAUCAACGACUUCCGACAGAGCUGGCGACGGAGGACACGGAAGAGGAGAGUUCCGAGGAGGACCUCCUUGGCAUCAGGACUCACUCAUACAGGCGGAGGAGGGGAUUCAUUGCGCCCCAAGUCCCCAAUCUCCAUCCCGAUUCCCACGAGUCCCCGGACUCCUCGCCCCCCACCAUCCCCGACCUUCCCGGUUGCUCCUCCUUACCCGUCGUCCCCGGUUUUCUCCCGCCCCCCAUCCUCCCCGCGCCUCCCGGGCUCUACAGCCUUCUCCCGCCCCCCGUCUUCCCCAUGGCCCACCCGGUCACAGCAAACUCCAUCCAUUCGAAGCGACGACAGUCUUCGCAUCCCUGGUUUGAUCCUCCCCCAGCAGCAACAGCCUCCACCUUCCCCGGUUCCCUCUCGGAAGAACCCAACCCCGAUCUCCACCCCGCGCAUGAAGCCCAGGCAUAUCAGCAUGACAUUUUCGUAUUCUCAGGAGAAUUGGAGUUCAGCCUAACGUACUACGAAGAUCAGCAGGCCCUGCACUGCACAGUCAUCAGGGCGAAGGAUCUUCAAGCCACAGAGCACACUGGAUACGCGGAUCCAUAUGUCCUCGUUCACCUCUUGCCACGUGCCGCGCGGGUCAGAGAUCACACAUGUCACGCUUUCUGGCGCAUGCAAUCUAAAUACGUAAAAGGAGGAGAGAUGCGAACACGGACGGUACAUCGAACUCUGCACCCGGAGUUCAACGAGACAGUCACAUAUCACGGAAUUCGACCGGAGGACCUGGUCGUCAAGUCCCUCCAGCUCUCAGUCAAUGAUGACACGCUGCGAUCGACAGAUGAGGAUCGGUUCGGGCACGAUAAUUUGGGCGAGGUGAUCCAACCCCUGAACGUGCUUCAGCCCCAAGUCCCCUUCCAUACGAUCGCCAAGCUCGAUCUCCCUCACUGGAUGGAGCGAAACUCAAUAUCUGGCCUUCUUCAGAAGAUGGCGAGGAAGGGGAGUAUGGAUCCGGUGGGGAUGGAUCCGUCGGUGGAGCGGGGCAAGAUCCUGCUCUCGCUCAAGUUUUCCUCGUCUCGGCAUGCCUUGAUUGUGGGGAUCAUUCGGUGCAAGGGGCUCUUCCCUAAGGAUAUCAAUGGAUACUCAGACCCUUUUGUUAGAGUGUGCGUUUCUUUCCUCAAUCUCUAUCCUCCUACCAAGUGUCAAACAUCCCUACUGCCAGAUCCUCAGCACCGCCGCUACAAGACGACCACCAAACACAAGAACCUGAACCCCACCUUCAACGAGGAGUUCAUCUUCGAUGGAAAGCUGAGCGACCUCCCGAAGAGGACCCUGGACAUCUCCGUGUGGGACAAAGACUACGGCAGACGCGACGACUUUCUCGGCAGCCUCCGCAUCGGCAUCGAGUCCAAGGGCGAGCGCCUGAGGCACUGGUUCGAGACCAUCAAGAAUCCCGACAUACGCCACGACCGGUGGCAUGCCCUCACGGGGGACUUCAUUCCAGACACAUGAUUCACCCAUUGUUACAUAUUUAAAUUUUAUCGGUUUGGACUUCGUCGAGAUGACAAUAUAAGCCAAUGAUUCCGGAC